GGACUCUAUGGUGACGCUGUGACGUCAAGCUCGAGGUGAGAGGUCACGGCGGCGCCGGGUUGAGGGCAGCGGAGCCGCGUCCCGGGGCCUGUCAUGGCGGCCCGGCGGCUCCGCGGCGCCCUCCAGGUCGGGGCGCGGCAACGGCUGCGGGCGGCGGCGGCUCCGACCGGGAGACACACAGCUCUCUGCAGCCUCGUGUUCAGCCGCCCAGCGAUCAGCACCGAAUGGGACCCCCAUCGUGCUCCCACCCGCUCCUUCCUUAACCUGGCUGGCUCCUUAACCAACAAACGCAAGGAAUACUCGGAGCGUCGCAUCAUUGGGUAUUCCAUGCAAGAGAUGUACGACAUCGUCUCCAACGUGGACGAUUACAAAAGCUUCGUGCCGUGGUGCAAGAAGUCGGUGGUGGUUUCCAAAAGGACGGGGCACAUUAAGGCCCAGCUGGAGGUUGGUUUCCCACCAGUGUUGGAACGUUACACCUCCAUCGUCACCCUCGUCCGCCCGCAUCUCGUUAAGGUGAGCACAGCCCCAGCUCUGCUGCACCCACCCCAGCCAGAUCCAGGGCCUCCUGAUGUGCUCCUCCUCCCCCCUAUA
Messenger RNA from Coturnix japonica (Japanese quail), 591 nucleotides. It is a transcript of the gene COQ10A, whose product is annotated as coenzyme Q10A. Gene Ontology annotation, biological process: cellular respiration. The record is from RefSeq and is a predicted model, not a curated record. Gene Ontology annotation, cellular component: mitochondrion. Lineage: Eukaryota; Metazoa; Chordata; Aves; Galliformes; Phasianidae. Gene Ontology annotation, molecular function: ubiquinone binding.